Molecule: messenger RNA, 1150 nt
Organism: Daphnia pulicaria
Lineage: Eukaryota; Metazoa; Arthropoda; Branchiopoda; Diplostraca; Daphniidae
Exons: 2
Coding region: 147-1040 (297 amino acids)
Source: RefSeq, a predicted model, not a curated record
AUUCGUGGCUCUUGCUCAAUGCCGGGGAUUGCGGUUUAGGCGAUAAAGUAAGCUUCCUCCUUUUGUUGGUGGGUAUAAGUAGUUGUAAUGUUGCUGACAUCAUUUCGUUUUCGAAUUGCAUGCUAGUCGUUUAAAUCAUCUGCAAAAUGAAGUCCGUAGUAAUUUGUCUGUUUUUCUAUAAUUUUUUUACAAUUUUCAGUUGGAAUACUGUUAGCGCGACCAACGCCUGGGAUUUUAAUUUCAAUUUCAGUGGUUUUACUAAUCAAGCUAAACUUGUUAUCACCGACUGCGAUGCCGUCAACCUAGAGCAAGAAAUCAACCGUGUACUAGGAGGAAUGAAACAUAAAGGCGUGAUUCAACAACCACACAACAUCGCAAAUCUUUCGCACGUCACCUGCGUUGAUGAUCCGUUCAUGGGCAAAGCCAUCAACUUGACACUGUUUAAAAUGGACGAUGUUCCCAAGCACGGACACAUGCAACGGUUAGAAUUGAAGUCGGCCAGUAAAUCAAAGUCCCUUGUUGCACACCGUGACGAAGAAAUCAUUUACAGUUGGUGGUUUUACGUCGAUCCUUCUUUGACGGUGGAAAAACAAACCUUCACCAUCUUUUCGUUGAAAACUGGCAGUCUAGAUUCUCACAACCACUCCCUGGCUUCGUUUUCCCUCAGUAAAAAGCUGGGACUUAAUCUUCGUUUUGAUUUAGACGCCAAAAAUCCGCAUACCACCAAGAUUUCAAUGCUACCCCUCUCAGCUGUUCGUGGAGCGUGGAUUCAAGCGUUCGUUCAAGUUCAAUACAAGAAAGCGGCUGGAUUCAUCAACGUGAUCCUGAAAGAUAUUUUAGGCCAUCAACUGUUUCCGGCAGCCAAUCAGACUGGAAUCUUUCAUGGUGAUACUUUCCACAGCGAAUGGACAUCCGUCCGACCUAAAUGGGGACUCAGCCGCACAGUUUCUCAAGAUUAUCACAACUCAGUGUAUCUACUCCUUCAAAAUCUUCAAGUGGGUAACCAGUGCUCCCUUUUCUCCCAAAACGGUCGCAUCUGAACAGGAUCUGACAUCUUCCAGGGUUUUUCAAGUGGUUGGCCGAAAGGCUGGUUGACACACCAGUCUGGAAACAUGUUGCCACCGACCGCAACAUCCAGGAUGAAAUGAAA